Molecule: messenger RNA, 3991 nt
Organism: Spathaspora passalidarum NRRL Y-27907
Lineage: Eukaryota; Fungi; Ascomycota; Pichiomycetes; Serinales; Debaryomycetaceae
Gene: RAD50
Product: MRX complex DNA-binding subunit
Exons: 1
Coding region: 1-3924 (1307 amino acids)
Biological process (GO): telomere maintenance via telomerase; double-strand break repair; telomere maintenance via recombination
Cellular component (GO): Mre11 complex; nucleus; condensed nuclear chromosome
Molecular function (GO): double-stranded telomeric DNA binding; single-stranded telomeric DNA binding; ATP hydrolysis activity
Source: RefSeq, a predicted model, not a curated record
AUGUCCAGUCUUUAUAAGCUUUCAAUCAAGGGUAUACGUGCUUUUGAGCCUGAGAAUGAAGAAACAAUUCAAUUUGGGUUUCCCUUGACUUUGAUUUGUGGACAAAAUGGAACAGGUAAGACUACCAUCAUUGAAUGUUUAAAAUAUGCAACCACGGGUGAUUUACCACCAAACUCCAAAGGUGGUGCUUUUGUUCACGACCCCAGUCUUUCAGGACGUUCCAACGUAAGUGGUCAGAUCAAAUUGGCGUUUAGAAACGUCAAUGGUAAGAGCAUGAUCACUACUAGAACCGUGCAACUUAGCAAGAAGCAAAGCCGGGGUUCAGCAGCAGCAACGCUAACUUUCAAGACCAUGGAAGGGCAAUUGACAUUAAUUGAAAAGGGGGACAAGAUAAGCAUAUCUACUAAGAACUCAGAAUUGGAUGCCCAGACUCCGAUAUAUCUAGGUGCCUCCAGAUCAAUUUUGGAUUAUGUGAUUUUCUGUCACCAGGAUGAAAGUUUAUGGCCCUUGAGUGAAGCAUCGGUUUUGAAGAAAAGAUUUGAUGAUAUUUUUGAAGCUUCUAAGUUCACCAAGGUUUUAGAUAAUUUAAAGAAUAUCAAAAAGGAAAUGGCCACCGAUAUCAAAUUGAUUGAGCAAAGUGUCCAACAUUUGAAGAUUGACAAGGAUAGAGCACAACGUGUUCAAGACAAGUUGGUAAGCAUGAACGACUCAGUAGACACGUUUACUGGAGAAAUAGCCGAUCUUAACAUUAAGAUUGAGCAAAAGGAAAAGGAAGCUGAGCAAUUGUUUGUUUCCAAUCAGGAAUUUCAAAAGACUUUAAGUGAUUAUGAAAAUUUAUUGAUGAAGAAGAAAUCAUUAGAAGAACAGAUUGAAAGAAUAAAAUCAGCAAUUGAACUUUUGUCUGACUCUGACGAAGAGCUAAUGGACAAAAAGGACAAUUUCGCGGCUAUUACUGAAGAAAACAAAAACAAGAUCCAAGAGUUGCAACAGACACAAGCAGUCUUGAAUAGCGAAUUAAAGGACAAGAGCAAUGACUAUAACACAUUAAUCAGACUUGAUGGUUCUUUACGAGCCAAGAAGUCGGAAUAUGAAGAUAAUAUAGAAAAGAUUUCUGACUUGAUAGCCACCAAUGCAGAAAUGUUAGGAAUAGAACUUUCAGGAGAAACAAAUGAUGAUAUUACCGUUUUUGGUUCUGAAAUUGACCGUAGACUCAAGUCCUUGCUUAAAGACGAAAAGAAGUUGCUUGCAGAUAAUAAAGCGAUUGACUCAGAAAAGCAAGCUCAAGUGCAAGAGAUAUUGACAUCAAUCUCAAGAGAGGAACAACAUCAAGAGUAUGCUACUGCCGAUUGGAACUCAAACAAUUACAAACUCACAACUUUGAAGAGAAGAUUUGAAUCUUUGGAUAAUGAUGAAUCAGUAUUGGAUUCCAGAAAACGGGAACUAGCAGAUGCCACCAAGAAGUUGGACGAGAAGAAAGCUUCGAACGAGAUUAAAGAUCUUGACGAAAAGAUUGAAAAAUCGAAUUUCGAAAUAUCAAAGUUGGAUAUUGAAUUGGAAGAAUUAUCAAAGAAGGUAUUACUCAGUAACAAACAAUCAGAGUUGAGAUCAAAAGUUAACUUUUUGCAAGAAAGCAUCAAAACAAAAAAUGCCUCAAUUGAAAAAUUAAUUAAAUCUACAGAAUAUGGCUAUCAAAAGUUAUUAGGAAAGAAAGUUGAUGUUAAUUUAGGUGAAACUGUAUUGAAUGAAAAAAUUUCAGAUCUAGAGACAGCUUUGGAAGAACGUCAAAGGCUGGUGAUAAAAUUAUCUGGAGAAGUUGAAACUAAUAAGGCAAUGAUUGAAUCUAACCGGAAAGCAGAGCUUGAGAAUAUAAAGAAAACGAAUAAUCUCAAGGAGAGAAUAACGAAGGUGAUUGAGGAAGAGGAAAUCGACAACUACGAAAAUCUUGUUGAAGAGUUAGAAGAGAACUAUAGAAAUGUAAUGGAAGAUGUAAAUACGUCAGAGGUAACCAAGCAUUUCAAUGUAACUGCAAUCUCCAUUGCUGAGAAAAACAACCAAUGUCUAUUAUGUAAGAGAUCAUUCGAAGCGGAUUCUCUUCAAAAGUUCAUAGCCGAACUUAAACUAACAGUCGAUGAAAAGAAGAUAAAAGCAAUCCAUAAUCAGUCUGUCGAAAUCAAGAAAGAGCUUGAUGAUGUGAAAGCAAUCAACUUGGAUAUAAUUAACUUACGAGAAUGCCAGAAACAAAUUGAAACAUUCAAAAGCAUUAAGAAGGAAUUACAAGAAAAAGAAUCUUUGUUAUUGGAGCAGUUACAACAAGCAAAAGUAGAAUUGCAAACUCAGCAAAGUUCCUUGGAUGUUGGUCUCAACUUGAGAAGACCUAUUUCAGAAAUAGUCCGCUUAAAUACAGAAGUGAACGAUACAGAAAUGCAAGUUGAUGAAUUAUCUGAAGAACUUAAUGAUUUUGGAACUGUUGUUUUAUCUUACAGUGAAUUGCAAGCUCUCCAACAAGAAAAGAACAGCUUAAUGAAGGAAGAACGUCUAAAAGUUAACAAUUACACCGAAUCCAAAUACGUAGCCCAAAGGGAACUACAACGUUUAGAAAAUAGAGUAAAAGAUAUCAGAUUACAGAUAAGUAAGCUUGAAACUUCAUUAUCUGAAAUUAAAAACAUCAAAGAUUCAAUUACCGAAACUGAAGCUAAUCUUGAAAAACUCGAAAAGAAUAUCGAUCAAAGUAAAAUAACCUUGAAUGAGUUAAAUUCAAUCAAGGCUGAACGUAUCACAACAUUGAAACAGGUUCAAGAAGAACAUCACCAUGCUGAAAAAAUGAUACAUAAUGACGUGGAAAAAGUUCUGAGGUUAUCUUCAUCAUUUAAAGUUCUUCAAGAAGCUAUUUUCACAUUUGAAAAUCAUGACCUGGUUAAAUUGGAAGAGAAUACAUCAAAGAUGCAACAAGUAUCAAGUGAGAUUGACACGUUGAAGGACACAAUCGAAGAAAAUUUGAGUAGUGUAAGUGCUUUAGAAAAACAAGUUUAUGAAUCUUCGCGUAUCGAACAUAAUAUUAUUGCAAAUAUUGAUUAUCGAGCACAACUAAGAAAACUCGAACAGGCCGAAUUCGAAAUCAAUGGUAUUGAUAUUGAAAACGCUCAGAACAGGAAGGAGGAAUACCAAGAGAAAUCGAGGAAAUUAAGACAGGAAAUAACCAAUUUGACGUCCCAACACGCCGGUAAAAUCGGAGAAGUCAAACAAAUUAAAGAUCAAAUUAAAGGAUUGCAUAAAGAGCUUGAAACAGAAUAUAAGAACGUCAAUCAAGCAUACCACGAAGAAUGGAUUAAAUUACAAACAAAUAUGUUGGUAUCAAACGAUAUCCAAAAUUAUUCUAAAGCUCUUGACAAUGCCAUCAUGAAAUACCACAGUAUUAAAAUGGAAGAUAUCAAUAGAAUCUUGGGUGAAUUAUGGUCGCAAACUUAUAAAGGUUCCGAUAUAUCCACUAUUGCUAUCAAGAGUGAUGUAAAUUUACAAGCAAAGGGUAAUCGUUCUUACAAUUAUCGUGUAGUCAUGGUUAAGAAUGCAAGUGAAUUGGAUAUGAGAGGGAGAUGUUCGGCAGGUCAAAAAGUUCUUGCUAGUAUUCUUAUUAGAUUAGCAUUGGCUGAAUGUUUCGGUGCAAACUGUGGUAUGAUAGCCUUGGAUGAACCAACAACAAACUUGGAUCUGGAGAAUUCUGAGUCAUUAGCAGAAGCUUUGAAUCAUAUUAUAGAAUAUAGAAAGGCUCAACUGAACUUUCAAUUAAUUGUUAUUACCCAUGAUGAAAAGUUCUUGACUCACAUACGCGGUGAUAGAUUUACUGAUCAUUUCUACAGAAUACAAAGAGAUGAAGGAAAUAAAUCAAGAAUAUAUAGUUUACCUAUUGGAAGAAUCCAAGAUUCUUAGUGAACUGACUUUGAUUAUACAUCAUUUACAUCAUUUAUACACUUUAACAGGGAAUUGAUCACUUCUA